AAAUGAGCUUUGCGAGGAAAAUGAACACCAAACAGAAUUCGGCAAGAAGGAAUACUUUGAAGAAGAUACAGAGGAGUAGAAUGGAGGACACAAAUCUGUCGUUUUCUGAACGUUCUGAAGAGGUUCAGACGUAUUUUAAGCAGAAUAAGAUUUCUAAGUUGCAAGAUAUCGCUUUUCCACCUCUUAUUGGCAGGCCUACGUUUAAUUCUACAAAGCGUAAUAAGCCAGUUUUUAGUAUUUCUAAGACAAAUUAAGGAAAUAAAAACAUAUGAUAAUGAACUCUGUGUAUUGGAGAACUUUGGAAAGCAUUCUCCAGAUGUGGGCACUUACAACAUUAUUAAUUCACCAUCAGGGCCAGAAUACUCUGUUUCUAAGAGCAUUAAAUUCCAAGAACCAAAACACCGUACUGAUCUAUCUUCCAACUUACCAAUUUCCUACCUAAAGGACCAAAAUUUUAGAGAAAAACGGCCUCAAAAUUACUCAAUUUCAACUUUUCCAAAGCAAAACCGGUUCAUCGAGCGUGAGUUAGCCCAAAAAGCCCAUCUUGCCUCUUCCACAUCUCCUGCUACAUACUGGGCCUGGCUUCUAGAAGAAAAUCUUAAAUAAUGUUUUGUUCGGGAUUUUGUGCUGGAAGGGUAUAACUUACAGGACCACAAUUCGAUAAAUAAGAAGACGAAGUUGAAUAUUUUGCAUAAAUUUAGGAAGAAUAGGCUGGUUAGGGACUCUAAGUCGCAUUCGAGGUUUGAGGAUAAGACUUAUUUUCCGGAGAAAGAGAGAUUUUUGAAGGGAAAUACCUCUGUUUCGCCUGAUAAAUACAACCCUCUUCCAGCACUCAAGGCUUCUAAAGUGAGACGAGUUUACCAUGCUAUGUUUACUUCCCAAGAUAGAGGACUUGACAACCUAAAGAAGAUAGAUGAUAAAGACUCAGAUAACUCAAAAAGCUUCGUUGACAACUUCAGUAUCCCAAAUGUGAAAUCAGAGGCUGAUAUCAAAUACAGCUCUGUGCCCAAAGGCGCUCCUAUUGGGUUAGGCAAGCGAGUACUUGAGUUUAAAGUUCCUACUUUUUACUAAAAUUGUGUAGAGAUAGUUCAAAUUCACUGGCUAAAUGGGAUCUCUCUUGUUUCGUUAAAAUUUCACUAAAUUUUAGUCUAUUUUUACAAAUUGAGAAAGGUACUCUACCUUUGUAUGGGUAGUGGAGAUGGAGAUGAUAAUAUCUCAAUAUUUCACUGAAGUUAUCACUGAGAUUUAUGAAUCGUGAGAGAAAUAACGGGCUAAAGAGAAUUGCUAAUUAGUCAUUGGCA
Moneuplotes crassus is the source of this 1301-nucleotide messenger RNA. Lineage: Eukaryota; Ciliophora; Spirotrichea; Euplotida; Euplotidae. The record is from the annotation of a GenBank genome assembly.